UCUCCGAUCAAAACGCUCUCUAGUUUGUCAAAACUGAUGCUUUUUCCUUAACUUUGUCGCAGAUUUCUUUGGCUUUAGUCUACUUCUUCAAGUACUCAUAAUUCCAUCAGUUCCUAGAGCCCCAUCAUGGAAAAGUUCGAGAUGAUUAAGAAACUCGGGAGUGGUGCUUUCGGGACGGUAUUUGCUGCGCGGCACAAACAGACGGGCGAAGUUGUUGCAAUCAAGAAAUUGAACGGGAGGUGCAGUUCGUUGCAGCAGUGUCUUAGCCUACCAGAAGUUCAGUCCCUUUCCAAACUCAACCAUCCCAACAUUGUCCAGUUGAAGGGUGUGGUCGCCGAAUACGAGUCUGCUUUCUUUGUGUUUGAGUACAUGCACAGCAGUCUGCUUGAUCUUAUUGAGAAAAAAAGGCAAACCGGAUUCACGGAGGACGAAAUUAGAAACAUCUGCUAUCAGAUGUUUCAGGGCUUGGCCUACAUGCACAAAACUGGCUAUUUCCACCGCGAUAUGAAACCGGAGAAUGUCUUGGUUAAGGAGGGUGCCGUCAAGAUUGGGGAUUUGGGUUCUACUAAGGAGAUUAAUUCGCCUCCUCCCUAUACAGACUACAUCGGCACUAUUUGGUAUCGAGCUCCCGAGGUGUUGCUUCGGUCAGACCGCUAUUGUCCUAAGGUCGAUAUGUGGGCAAUGGGUGCUAUCAUGGCAGAGCUGUUCUCACUCCAGCCUUUAUUUCCUGGUCGAAGUGAUGCUGACCAGAUAUUCAAGAUUUGCAGCGUGAUUGGUAGGCCAACUUUGGAGUCUUGGCACAACGGGUUUCUUCUUGCACACAAGAUGAACUAUCAGUUUCCACAAAUUGACGGGGUUGGUCUAUCUGCGAUGAUUCCUUCCGCAAGUGAAUCAGCUAUCAAGCUGAUUUCUUCCCUUUGUUCUUGGGACCCAUCCACGAGGCCUACUGCUGCUGAUGCACUCAAGCAUCCUUUCUUCAUUGGCAACCACAGGAUUCCACGCGCCAUCCCUUUGAGACAAAGCAAUAUGCAGCCUGCGUCGAAUUCUUCUCUUAUUUUCGUGUAGAUUCGACACGAGUAAUAUGGGUAGUUAACUGCUUUUGAUUAAUUAGCUUUCAAAAAGCUACAGAUUUUAUUUUAGCGGGUGUAGUUUAUUUUAAUGCUCAAAGUAGAGCGGCAGCAAGCCAACGACUAAUGUCUGUUGUAUGAAACAAGUUUUGUAAGCCCCUCAUUAAUCUGCAAUAUAUAGCUACAGAUUCCAUUUUAUUGAGUCACAUUGUUUUGUUUGGUUCAAAUUUCAUUAUUAUCCGAAACAUAUGACAGACAUCGAAACUAGUAAGUUGUUCCAUUGAAAAUCCUGGCAAAACUGUAGAUUGAUCCAUUCCUUCAAAACCCGAUCAUGGAACAGACACUUGAAAUCAUAGUAGAGUUCGACAGUCUCUGAGAGCCUCAGAUCUUGGGACGUUCUCCAUCGCAUGCCUAAAUUGAAUACAAGUACCGCAGAGAGUUUGAAUAUAAAUCUCCAUGUUUACAAAACAAAAAUAGGAGAAACGUCGAAGGCAUGCCAUGACAACCCAAAUUCAUAAGAAAAGUCUUCUUAUUCCUUUUCUUUCCUGUAAUGAGCAUACCGUGACAAAAAAAAAAAAAAAAAAAAAAAAAAAAAAAAAAUGUAAAUCACUAUUUUAAGAAGAACAAAAAAAAAAAAAAACAAAUCCUUUAACUCCACACAUCCGUCCAACUUCUACAUGUGAAGAAAGCAACAACACAGAGAACUUGAUAUCACCACACGUAUAGGAGUUUUCGCCCAACUCUCUUGACCGAACGAUAUCCUAAUAAGCAGUAACAACUGGACAUAGCCCUUUGAUGAAAAUCACAAAACAAAAAAAAAAGAAGUAAAUUAUGCUUAAAGAUAAAAGCUUUUAAAUUGUAUUUAUUCUUGAAUGCCUUUGUUUUCUCAGCAACCAAACAGAUAAAACCCAAUUAGACUCACUAAAUCAAAAAGGCAAAAACGUUGAAGGUCUCAGAAA
Pyrus x bretschneideri (Chinese white pear) is the source of this 2026-nucleotide messenger RNA. RefSeq names its product cyclin-dependent kinase F-4-like. The record is from RefSeq and is a predicted model, not a curated record. Bases 127 to 1065 code for a protein of 312 amino acids. Gene Ontology annotation, molecular function: ATP binding; protein serine/threonine kinase activity. The transcript has a single exon. Gene Ontology annotation, biological process: protein phosphorylation; intracellular signal transduction. Lineage: Eukaryota; Viridiplantae; Streptophyta; Magnoliopsida; Rosales; Rosaceae. Gene Ontology annotation, cellular component: nucleus; cytoplasm.